Molecule: messenger RNA, 1240 nt
Organism: Dendronephthya gigantea
Lineage: Eukaryota; Metazoa; Cnidaria; Anthozoa; Malacalcyonacea; Nephtheidae
Product: nucleolin-like
Exons: 7
Coding region: 120-1043 (307 amino acids)
Source: RefSeq, a predicted model, not a curated record
AUACCUGCAAUGUUUGACCCGAAUUUGCUACUGUGUCGAAAUAUCAUUAUAUAAUUUUUGAAAUGUAUUGCAAAGAAAUUGAAUAAUCUAGUAAAAUCAAGGUUUAUUGGAUCAAAGAGAUGCCAUCUUCAGUUACAUUGUGUCUGCUUGUGUGUUUCACGGCCCUCUCUCAAGGAGACUUAUUUCGGGGGCGUCGUCAUGACAGCGAGAUAAAGAACAGAAAAGGAGAAACGGUUCAUCAAAAGGCUGGUGUACCACUGGCAUUUAACCACGCUAAGAAUGUCUUUAUAAGAACAGGAAUACCAGAAGUUCGUAACCCCGAGGACGUCGAUAUGACCGGGGAUUCGACCUUCCGUGAGGAAGACGAAGAGAUGGAUACCGACGAGGAUUCGGCCGUUUCCGAAGAUGACGAUGACGACGAUGACGACGACCAGGAGGAAGUGAGCAAUAAAGAUAGUGAUAAUAAAAAAAAUCCGGAGGAAUCAGGCCAAGGUUAUGAAAAGAUUGGAGACAUGGGCUCGAAUAACAAAGACGAUGAUGAGGACAGUAAGGGAUCGAAGGAGACAGACUCGUCCGGUGAGGAUAUUAUGAAGGAAUCAUCGGGGAAAAAAGGGAACGACAAGGACUUGCCUAAUCUAGACGGAGAGUUCCCGCCUACUGCUGACGAAGCAAAGUAUCUUCCGAAAGAAGAAGAAUUGACACGGGAACAAGCAGACAGAAAAAUGGCCGACAUAAGAAAAGGUUAUGUUCAGUUUACAAUCAGGCAAAGAUUCAAGCCUGAAUUGAAAUAUAAGGAGUCGGCGGCCUACAAGAUUCUGGCUGGCAAUGUCGCUCAAGACGUUGAAAGGGCACUCAGAGCCACAGGAGUUGUUAGCGAAGUCCUGUUCAGGGAGGCUAAAGAUGUCGGUGGACCACCAUACAGAUCUAAAGUUCAGGUUUUCCUGAAACUUAAAAACGUGAGCGAGAAAAGACUAAAGAAGAUUGUGAAUUAUGGUUUGAUUAACGGGAUGAUUACAAUACCAGGAUCCUUUCAUGCAACAUAAUUUGGGAACUUUUCAGAGCAAGAUGAAGAUAUGGUGAAAUAAAGAGAAAUAUGACUCUAUAUUAAAUAUAAACCAAUACUUUCAUCUGAACUGUUCAAUAUUUUUAGCUGUAUUCAUAAAAAUACGACAGCAGGAUUAUCGUGUAAAUAAUAAAAGAAUGUUUGAGAAUGAAGUAAAAGGUGUUAGGUACAGGAAUG